This is a messenger RNA of Dinoponera quadriceps, 2068 nucleotides long. RefSeq names its product protein msta, isoform B (gene SmydA-3). Gene Ontology annotation, molecular function: protein binding. The coding region runs from base 447 to 1988 and encodes 513 amino acids. The record is from RefSeq and is a predicted model, not a curated record. The transcript has 10 exons. NCBI's taxonomy places the organism in Eukaryota, Metazoa, Arthropoda, Insecta, Hymenoptera, Formicidae.
CUCGGCCUAUUUCUGCGCGUGCAGAUACGACCGACGACCAUGGUGCACCGCGAUGUUCCGCCACCGUUUGAAUCUAUCGUUGUCACAGACAACGAGAUGUUGAACACCAGAAGAUCGAAAUCGCUUUGCGGCUGUGCGCAGAAAGGCGAAAGAAGCUUUUGGAUCUUUCUGUACGUUUGAAGCUCCAAAAAUACACAUCAGCCGCAUGGUUGCGACGACACGCGAGUCUCCGACCACAAACGGACGAAGCGGACGCGAAUCUCGCCUAGUACAUUCUAGAUUAUACCAUUGGCAGAGCUUGCACUUGCGAUAUUUUUAAUAAGCCGUGAAUAUAAAGCGCGCAGUAGGCGCGGCCUUCGGUUCAGUGCAAGCACGAACGUUCCAAUCAGUACGGCAUCCGAUCGGAUGUGAGGGAAGGCCAGGCGAUUAUCCGAUUCUCGAUUAAAAUGUCGCACGAAUCGGGAAGCGGCGGGUCCGCGGGAGAAUCUACGUCGCGGGCGUACAAGGUGCUUCGGAGCGAUCACGUCGGCAGGUACAUGGUCACGAGCAGAGAAGUGCAGGCCGGCGAGGAGAUCGUGACGGAAAUGCCUUUCGUCAUCGGGCCAAAGGCAUGCACUUAUCCCUUGUGUCUCGCCUGCUACGCACCUUGGCCUCCUGGUCCAGAUGACAAGCCGCUAUGCUCCAAGUGCGGCUGGCCAGUCUGUGACGAGCAGUGCGAGAAUUCGUCGCAGCACAAGGAUUACGAGUGUCAGGUGUUCGCGCAAGCGAACGAGAAGUUUAACGUAACCGCCGCGCUGGACGAGAACAAUGAAAAUGGCGUGCCGCAAUUGGAAUGUAUAACGCCGCUGAGGCUUCUGUUGGAGUCGGAGAGGAAUGUCGAGAGGUGGAACAGCGAAGUGAAGGACAUGGAGACGCACAACAAGAUAAGGUGCCAAAAGUCGCAGUGGAAGUCGGAUCACGUCAAUAUCGUGGAUUACCUGAGGAAGCGGCUCAAACUCGACCGAUUCUCGGAGGAGCGCGUACAAUCGGCGUGCGGCAUUCUGGAGAUCAACACGUUCGAAGUCCGGAUGAGAAGAGGACACAGCGCGCGGGCUCUUUACCCGACGGUCGCCAUGAUGAACCACUCGUGCGUGUCGAACACAUCUCACACCAUAUCGCCGACCGAUUACAGGAUACGACUGCGCACCACGCUCCGAGUGCCGGCGGGCGGUGAACUUUACGCGAGUUACACGCACUCGUUACUACCGACGAUGCUGAGGCGGGAACACCUGCUCGAGGGCAAGCACUUCGCGUGCGCCUGCCCGCGAUGUUCCGAUCCCACGGAAUUGGGCACCCACAUGUCCUCGCUCAGGUGCAACAAGUGCAACGAUGGAAUUGUCCUGUCGUUGGACUCCCUAGACCCGGAGAGUACUUGGAAGUGUACGCACUGCGAGUUCUCCACCAAAGGGCAAGCGGUGCGGAAAGUUCUCGGAAUCAUCCAAGCGGAAGUGGACAAUGCUGAGACUAUCAGCGGAGCUGACGGGGCCGACGCGAUUCACGAAAGAGAGAACGUUAUGAAGAAGUAUCGAUCGGUUCUGCAUCCUCGUCACGCUUUCCUUACAAUGUUGAGACAUUCGUUGACCCAAAUGUAUGGUCGAGUCGAUGAAUAUUUAUUGGACGACCUGCCGAACGUUGUGUUGGAGCACAAAGUAGACCUAUGUCGUUCGUUGCUUCAAGUAUUGGACGUGGUGGAACCCGGAUACAGUCGUGUAAGAGGUAUGACGUUAUACGAGCUGCACGCGCCGUUACUCUUCUUAGCUAAAGACAUGUGGAAUGCCGGUGUCAUCGACGAAGCCGGUCUCAAGUCCAAGAUGACGGAAGCUGCGAGCAUCCUGAAAGAGGCGGCCACGAUAUUAACAUUGGAAUCGCCGGAGACGGCCGAGGGGCAAAUAGGGCUCGUCGCGAAGGAGUCUCUGGUCCAACUGGAACAAUCUAUAAAUAAUUUAUAAGUAUUCAUUGUAAAUACAUACUCGUAUUUGUACGACAAACUUGUUUACUAAUAAACGCGCACACUUCUACACAGAGAAAA